AUGUCUUCGAGACGCAAGGGUCGUGAAGAGGCAUUGGCCCAGCUCAGUGAAGCGCGCAGCCGUGGUGACAACGUGGACAUUGCGGACCUACGCUACCGAACAACGAUCGGUACCCUAAUGGCAGUCAAGCGCAAAGUUCGUGUUCCUCCCCACGAGAGUGGCAUAUUCAACUACGACAAGUUCAAGGAGAGAAGGUAUCAGGAGAAGCGCGGCGUCCGCCUAGAGUUCAACAGCCCUCCGAACUACCCUUACGGCUGCGAACCUGACUGCGAGACCUGCUUCACGCAGCACUUCCCAGCGAGAAUCAGCGUCUCGGACAGUGAGGCACUCAAGGCCAUCACUGGUUUGACUUCAAGCAUCAAUUCUGACCUCGAAUUCCUCCACCAAGCCUUACGAAUGCACGCAGAUUUCCUGGUGAGCCGGUGGAAGAAGAAGUCCCAGGCCAAGCGUCUCGAUUUCCUGAACAGCCUUUCCCAAGGCACAAAGAAAUCCUCAGGGUUCCUUCAGCCGCGUGGUGAUGGCAUCAGCCUCCACGAGAAGAAAUGGGCGGCGAUUCAUUUAAUAUCUGACCGCACUCGUGAGACACCUCAAAUCGACCCGAAGCAGCUGCUGAAAGGCUCCGAAUUUGCCAAAGACCCUUAUGCCCAUGCCGCCACCCCACACUUCUUAAGAGCUCUCAAUUGCAUGGAGGUUGCGGAUCAGAUGAUGAGGUAUCAGACGAGUUGGCUGCUCCCAUAUCUGGACGAGGAAACGCUGGCCGGCGAUCCGCUCGUAUUGCUGAGCUUGCUGCACUAUCGGACUGGCCACACACCGGUAGGUCUUCUCACAAGCUACGACUAG
This is a messenger RNA of Saxophila tyrrhenica, 840 nucleotides long. RefSeq lists its product as uncharacterized. The transcript has 2 exons. Lineage: Eukaryota; Fungi; Ascomycota; Dothideomycetes; Mycosphaerellales; Extremaceae. The record is from RefSeq and is a predicted model, not a curated record. The coding region runs from base 1 to 840 and encodes 279 amino acids.